AGGACGACAAGAGCACUCGCACCCUCAAAAAACCGUUCAAGACCCCGCUAGUCAUGGGGAGAGCUCUUCACAAAUACCUAGGCAAUUCUUCCCCUCCUUUCAUCGCCGAUACGGAUCUUCUCGAAACCCCCGCGUCAUCAUCGUCAUCCAGCAUCGUCACGGGUAACGCUAGCCUUCUGGACAAGAAGCCAUUCCCAACGUUUGAGUCGGCGCAUUCGAAACGAUAUAUGACUAAGAGACUGGCGAGGCCGUUCAAAUCGCCAUCGUUCUCCUCGCCCAUCUCUGAGCCUGAUCCGCCUUCAAGCGAUACAAUCGACCCCCCUUCCAGCCCUACACAUGUACCCGUGCGGCGUCCGAGAAUGAUGGUCGCUUCGACGGAAGCUACCAGCAUCGCCCCUUCUAGAGCGUCCGAGAUCACCGGUUUGGAAGUCCGCAAACAGGUCCUCACUCAGGCCUUGAAGACCAUGAACAAUCAGGCGGACGAGGAACGUCUAUCGCAGCUGCACCUACAAUGGUUGGCGGCCGGACGCGAGAUAUCGGAAAAGCUCUUUACUGUCGUGCCCGAACCUACCGAGGACGGUCACGGUCAGGAAGGCACUUCCAACAAUGGUUCUUACUAUCAGGAUCCACCCAAGGUCAACCCCAGAAUGGACGAGGACGAAGAGCAAGCGGCCGAUACCAGCGCUGACGAGCCGAAAGUGAAGAAAGACUGGAACGUCGGUUCCAUGCUGGACAUGUUCGGAGUCGAUCCUGCACUAUUCGGUUGGAACGAGGAGUUGGAGGAUUGGCAAGAUUGAAGAUCAGAUUACCAGCAGAACAAAUUGACCGGUUGAUCAGCGUUUGAUACGACCACAGUAUACAGGCAUGUCAUCAUAUUAUUCACGUCCGAAACCAGAACACCAGGACACAG
This is a messenger RNA of Filobasidium floriforme, 910 nucleotides long. RefSeq lists its product as uncharacterized. Lineage: Eukaryota; Fungi; Basidiomycota; Tremellomycetes; Filobasidiales; Filobasidiaceae. The transcript has a single exon. The record is from RefSeq and is a predicted model, not a curated record. The coding region runs from base 54 to 797 and encodes 247 amino acids.